Molecule: messenger RNA, 924 nt
Organism: Aspergillus caelatus
Lineage: Eukaryota; Fungi; Ascomycota; Eurotiomycetes; Eurotiales; Aspergillaceae
Product: PTD012 family protein
Exons: 1
Coding region: 1-924 (307 amino acids)
Cellular component (GO): nucleus
Molecular function (GO): hydrolase activity, acting on ester bonds; zinc ion binding
Source: RefSeq, a predicted model, not a curated record
AUGGAUACCAAUCUUCCAAUUAAGAAGCUCGCACUUGAUCCGCCUCCUCUCUCCGAGUUGAGCCAAGUCAUUGACGAGCGAUUGAGCAAGCAUUUUGCUCAUGUCGCGGCCAGUAUUGUUCCCUGUCCCGAUCUGCGUCAGCCUCCCUUCCAUCUAGCUGGCGAGGGCCUCUGUGGCAACGAACGCAUUGCAGACGUCGGUGGACCUCCACAUCUACGGCCCACUCCACGCCUGGACAAAAAGUACUCACUGCCCACAAUCAUGCGAAUGACCGAAAUGCAGCAGCGAAGCUUUGUUUUGGGCGCAGCCGCUGGUCCAUUCCAUGUAAUCGGGCAGAACUCCGAACUCAUGCCGAACCUGGCACGCGGGCAUGAUGGCGAGUGGCAGAAUGAGACGCACUACGCAAAGGUCAAUGAAGAGGGGCAUUGUCAUCUCGACAGGGUUCUUGACGACUCAAAAGACUUUGGCCUGAUGGCCAACCUGUUCGGUUCGGAUGGUCUGCCGGGAGACGUCAUUCAUGUUCGGGCGAAGUGCCGGACAGGUGAUUUGAACUUCACGGAAGCGAUCCAGGACGUUCUGAAAACGAAAUAUGGCGGGCAGCCCAUCAGCAUGGGCGGAGUCUUUCUCGUUCGUAGUGGAAAGACCAAACUCCAUGUCAUGACUGACUUCAGUCCCGAUCCUUGUCCCGGUCCCGAUCACGAAUGGUUCAAGUAUUAUGACUCGUCGGCACCGUUAAUCUGUCUCACAGUAUUCCACUCGGUGGACUCGGAGAGCUGGGAUUUACGGAUGGAGCACACGCAUUGCUUCUCGACGCAUGGGAUGGGUGGACAUUACCACUACGACACGACGGCAGAAGAGGUAGAAUAUGAGGCCUGGUUGAACACGGCCAAGGUGGUUUAUAGGAUUGACCAGCCCGGACAAUGA